This is a messenger RNA of Dichotomopilus funicola, 984 nucleotides long. RefSeq lists its product as uncharacterized. The transcript has 3 exons. Bases 1 to 984 code for a protein of 327 amino acids. NCBI's taxonomy places the organism in Eukaryota, Fungi, Ascomycota, Sordariomycetes, Sordariales, Chaetomiaceae. The record is from RefSeq and is a predicted model, not a curated record.
AUGAGUUCACCAGCACAAGCAGGGCCAUCGGCCUCGAAAGACAAGGAAAAGGAGAAGAAGGGGUUUGGGAAGGUCUUUUCGAGGAUGAAGACUGUGAUCAAAAGGGCCACUGAUUCAUCCCGUCGAAUGUCCACCGGCCCCAAGGUCGGCCUAGUGAGCAUUCCUCCUGUGGCUCCCGUAAGCCAACCUGUCACAACUACACCAGCUCCUGCCGCCAUUGAGGCCACGAAGGUCCCAAGGUCGCAAAUUUUCGCUGAGCGAGCGAAGAAGCUCGGUGAACUGUACGGCCUAGAGAUUCAGCCCAGCGAAUGGCACAAGACCGAGGGCCACGCGCUCCGCGUGGAGAAGCCCAUCAGGAUGCGUGUGCACAGGAAGUGCCACCUUUGCAGCGCCUCGUUCGGGGUCGGAAGAGAAUGCCCGCAAUGCAGGCAUUUGCGCUGCAAGCUGUGCCCGCGUCUGCCGCCCAAGCGUACCGAGGCGGAACGGGAAGAGAGCCGCAAGAAACGGGCCGCUAUGAUCAAGGAACGGGCCGAGAAUGCGCCCAUCAUCCCCGACUGGGACCCCACGCCGAAGAAGGUCGUCCUCAAACGACCGGCCAAAACAGGCGGCCAAGAUCGGUACUACAGAAAGCCUCGUCAACGUAUUAGGAGGACAUGCUGCGAGUGUGAGAAGAUUUUCGUCGGGACGACCAAGACCUGCGAAAGCUGUCAACAUAUCCGUUGCACGGAUUGCCCUCGGGACCCGCCGAAGAAGGACAAAUACCCAUACGGUUAUCCUGGUGAUGCCCCAAGCGCUAGAAUUGGGCACUAUCAGUGCGCAAGCUGCACGCACAUCUUCUCUAUUCCCCCGAUAAACGACCCCCCUUGCGCAAAAUGCUCGCACGACAAAUGCGAGAGGUUAACACCUAAGAAGGUGGAACCAGAACCGGAUCCCAACGUCCUAAAGAGCGUGCAGGAAAAACUCGAUAGCUUGAAGCUGAAGUGA